AUGAGUACUAUAACAAAGGACGUUCGUCACUAUUUUAAACUAGAUCGUUUAGUAGCACGAUCGUAUGUUAUACUUCGUCAAUUAUUUAAAAAACGUUAUUCUCUAUUCAACAGCGGUAAAGUAUGGGAUGAUUCAUCAACUUGUGGAACACGUACUCAAUCGAUUAAUGAAGAAAACGUUAAAGAAGCAGCACAUCUGAAUACAUUUGGCACACAAGCUCAUAAAGAUGGAAAAUUAUCCGAUGCUAUUGCAUUAUUUACGAAGGCAACCGUUUUAUCGGGUGUGUUAGAUCGUGAUCGUGCAAUUUUCUAUUCGAAUAUGUCAUCUAGUUGUCUUGCAUUGUAUGAAAAAAAGCAGAAUGGUACUUCAAACAUCUUUGAAAUACAUGAUCCAAGAAAUCAACGAUAUCUUGCACUUCAAGAUGCAAAACGAGCUCGGAAUCUUUGGCGUUGGAAAACUCUUGAACCUACAAAAGAUGAGGUACGAAAAGCAUUAGAUGAAGGUCGUCAUAUACUGGGUCGGCAAAUGCGUUAUGAACAUCUUGAUCCACGAUUCAGUCCACUAACGGUUCCUGAGCAAUUAAAUGCAUUACAAGAAACAAUUGGAAUAAAUCCAGAAAAUCUGCUCACGUUACAUAGUUUAGCAGAGGCAAUAGAUUCAGCUGCAGCUGAUGUUCUCAAAUGA
Molecule: messenger RNA, 684 nt
Organism: Rotaria sp. Silwood1
Lineage: Eukaryota; Metazoa; Rotifera; Eurotatoria; Philodinida; Philodinidae
Source: the annotation of a GenBank genome assembly